GUCUGUGUGAUGGCAGUGCAAAGAGGAGUUGGAAUCACCAUCCAUUCAACCAACUUCCUUGUAAGGUGUUUAUUGGUAAAUGGUUCCACAAAAAAAAAAAAAAAAACAGUAUUUUUCCAGUACUUUUCAGAUGUGAGUCAGUAAAAAUGUUCAUGUGUAAAACAGCAGCAAUUUCAACUAAAGACAACUGUGUUAUUUUACUUCAUUCAAUAUUGUUCUUGAUGAUUAUGGUAUCCUCUCGUCGCAGUCCUAUAUUUGAUGGUGACGGCCUCUAAAGUGGAAGGCUCUUGUAUGUUAAAAACAAAGUUUCAUGAUACAUAGUGGUGUAUCAUAUUGUGAUUGUGUUGUACGUGUCAGUGCCAGGCGACACAGGCCAAUGACAUUGAGUGAAGAGGAUAUUUUGUACCUGUGUAUUUGUCUGUAUUUUAAAAUGAUCUAAGGAAAAAAACAAAACAAAAAAACUCACACAUCAAGCCUUUAUGCACACAAGCAUCGACACAAAUUUAUCACUGCGCCUUGAUUAUGUCGCUAUCACGCCUGCAUUUAGGUGCACAAACAUACAGCACACAUGCAAAGUACAGAGAAAAAUAACUAUAGUUAUGUCUCCUUGCAUUAUUAGAUAUUUAGACCUGCUUGUCAGGCUAAUGAGACUCAUUUAUUUUCUCCAAUUAAAUUCAAUAGAUGAGCCACAAACAUUUCAGGAAUUCAUUUUGGUUCAAUGAGACAUCUUAAACAUGUCUAAAAUAUUUUUCUGUACUUACAAUUCAAUUUAUGACACAGGUUGAAUGGCAGAAAAAAGUUUGAAGACAAAAAAUGUGACCUCAACUGACAGGGUGUUUUAUUUACGGUAUAUGUUUUUGUUUAUUUUGUUUUAUAUAAUAUUGUACUUUUCAAUAUUGGUUGAGACAAACUAAAAUAUGUUACAUAUGGGGUAUUUUUCUCUAUAUUUGUUGUACCUGUCAUUGCUGGUACUCUGAGUCUGUCUAAACCACUGAAACUCUGUUGCUCUUCACAAAAUAAUAUCAUUGAAAAAAAAAAGCUUUUCUCAAGUUUUCUCGAUGAUGGCAGCAAAGUUUGUCUUAUUUAAAUGGAUUCUACCACUUUUCUUCUUAUUCAUAUUAUACUAGUGUAAUAGAGAUUACUUGACUAAAAGAGCUGAACAUAUGUUGAUGCAGAAGUAAACUGAAAUAAACAUGGAUUGGUGUAUAUUGUUGCUUUAUUUGUCACUAGUGCAAUAUUUACCAGUAAGAACUUCUUAGAGAGUAAGAUACUUCUUACUGAGAAGUAUCUUUACUUACAAAAAAAAUAAAUAAAUAAAUCCGUUCAUUCAGAGUAGAUUUGCUCCAAUUUGUCAUAAGGAUAGCUGAAACCAAAUUGUUAAUUCUACAGCUAUUAUGCAUAACACAUCGUGUACAUACAGUAUCUUGUGCGAACUGUGAACCAAUGGAGACGGAGGGUCACGUGUCGGCCAUUUAAAAGACAGCCGUUUGAGCAGAAUAAGAUUGAAAUCAAUGGAGUGUAUACUUUGAAAUAAAUGUGGAUGUAUCAUUUUUCAACCGAACCGCAGCGUUUUUCGUAAACGCCACAUAAUGCAGUAAUCUUACCGCCUACUGACUUAGAAAUAAACUUUCCUCUUUGAUAUCCUACGGAAGCGUAUUGCAUUCACAUGAAAAAUAAAAAAUUGGGGGGCUGUUUUUUGCAUUAAUUUUUAUUCAGCUCUCUGUUUUUCUGAGUAAUUUAUUUUUGGGUUUGUUUUUUGAAUUAAUUUUUUUUCCAACCUUGUUUUCUCAGAGUAAUUUAUUUUUGGGGUUGUUUUUUUUUUAUUAUAUAUUUUUUCUUGCUAGGCAUUAGCAUUAGCCAAGCUCAGGAAAACUUUUUUUUUUUUUUCUUUUUCGAAAAACGGCCGUUUGAAGGUGUCACGAGAGGUGUCUUGCAGUAUUGAACUUGCAGAAUUCAGUUCGCGCAAGACUUCCAAGUAUCUUGAUAAAUUCACAACUGCUUGAAUUUUCAAAUUUUUUUUCCCUUGGUAGCCAAGCUCAGGAUUUUUUUUUUUAAACGGGGAGAAAAAAAUAAUUAUUUAUUUUUUAAAAAAGGUGAAAAAAAUAAUAAUUCAAUAAAACAACCUCUAAAAAAAUAAUUUGAAAAACAAAGUUGAAAAAAAAAAUUCAAAAACAAACCCAAAAAUAAAUUACUCAGAAAAACAAAUUUGGGGAAAAAAGUUAAUUCAAAAAACGAUCUUCAAAAUAAAUUACUCAGAAAAUCGAAUAGCUGAAAAAAAUGUAUUCAAAAAACAGCCCCCCAUUUUUUUAUUUUUCAUGUGAAUGCAAUAUGUUUACGUAAUAUCCAAACAGUUUGUUUAAAAAAAAAAAAAAAAAAAAAAAAAAAUCAAACUGUUAUUAAAUUCUUUAAAAUUUCUGGAAGUUCAUAAUGUAAGUUCAGAAUAUUUUUUGUGGAGUAAAUCACCUUACUUCGGCUACAGUAGAACCAGCCAUUGAAGUAUUCUGUUCCAAGAUGGCCGGAAGUCGAUUACGCCGCCGAUCUAUUUCUGAUAUUUGUGUGCAAAACCAAGCAUUACUUCCGGAUUCACCCACAGUCCAGAGUCUCAUUGGAUGGAGCCUCGACCAACCGGAAAGCUUUGCUCUACUGCCCCCUCCCUUUAACCAGAAGGAUGAAGCGUUCAGAGAGAAGCUAAGGUUAGAGCUAAUAUUUUUUAGCAAAUUAUCACAAUGUCCUUAGACACAUUUAAACAUUUAACAGUGCAAGUGGCAGACUUCAAACGGCAGUUGAACUAACAACGACUGGAACGGCACUGUUAUUCUUUAUAUUACAUAUUAUGAAACCGCCAAACAUUUUAAGUAAUACAAUGGCCAGUUAGAGAAUCUUAAUUAACGCAAAGUCGACAUUGACACUGGACAAUCAUGUUUCUCCAACUAUGGUGGUCGCUUUUGGGUCUGGUUGUGUUUCGACCAGCUCGAGCAGACCCAGGACCAAGUGCCGUGAGAACUCUUGUAUGGGGACCCGGACUUGAAGCAAAUAUUGUCCUGCCUGUUCGAUUUUUUUUCAUCCAAGCAGUGGACAACUCAGGGAGAAAUCUAACAACAUCACCAGGGGAGAAAACCUUUGAGGUGAAGAUCGUGUCUCCGUCGGAGCAUUUCACCAGGAUUUGGAUUCAGGUUCUAGAUCGCCAAGAUGGGUCUUUACUGGUUCGUUACAGAAUGUAUGCAAGCUAUGCAGACCUUCACAUCCAUGUGCUACUCGGCGACCAGCAUGUGGCCAAGUCUCCAUACGUUCUCAGAGGACCAGUAUACCAUGAGGGCUGUGACUGUCCGCAACUCGACGGCUCAGCUUGGCAGUCGCAUAUGCGCUGUCCUCACUCCUUUCCCCAGAUAGAGCGCGAUUUGUCCCAUUUCGCCAGCAUCGACCCAGAGCGCAACGAUAAGGAAAUUCCACAGCGCUUUGGGCAGCGACAAAGCCUCUGCCACUACACCAUCAAAGAUAACAAGAUCUACCUUCAAACACUUGGUGAGCACGUUGGUUUCCGGAUCUUUAUGGAUGCCAUCCUGCUGUCACUUAGCAGAAAGGUGAAGUUACCUGACAUGGAGUUUUUUGUAAACCUGGGUGACUGGCCACUCGAGAAGAGGAAACCCUCUCAGAAUCUUCAUCCUAUAUUCUCCUGGUGUGGCUCAAACAACACCAGAGAUAUCGUCAUGCCCACAUAUGACCUGACUGAGUCAGUCCUUGAGACCAUGGGCAGAGUGAGCCUGGACAUGAUGUCGGUGCAGGCAAAUACAGGACCACCGUGGGCCAAGAAGAAUGCCACUGCCUUCUGGAGAGGGCGGGACAGUCGUCAGGAGCGCCUGGAGCUUGUCAAGCUGUCGAGGGCCCACCCCCACAUGAUAGAUGCUGCUUUUACCAACUUCUUCUUCUUCAAACAUGACGAGAGCUUGUUCGGCCCGCUGGUCAAGCAUGUAUCCUUCUUUGACUUCUUCAAAUACAAGUAUCAAAUAAACAUUGAUGGCACCGUAGCAGCUUAUCGCUUGCCUUACCUCUUGGCCGGAGACAGUGUGGUGUUCAAGCAGGAUUCAGGCUACUACGAGCAUUUCUACAAUGAGCUGGCACCAUGGGAACACUACAUCCCAAUCAGAGCCGACCUCCGAGAUCUGCUUGAUAAGAUACAAUGGGCCCGAGACCACGAUGAAGAAGCCAAGAAAAUUGCACUCGCAGGUCAACAGUUUGCACGCAAAGAACUUAUGGGAGACAAUAUAUUUUGUUACUAUUACAAACUUUUCCAGGAGUACGCUAAACGCCAAGUGACUCAACCCAAAAUCCGUCAAGGCAUGGAGUUGGUAGAACAACCUAGUGAUGACCUCUUUCCGUGUUCUUGCCUCCGGACACAGGCGAAAGAUGAACUCUGACAGGACUUCCAUGAAGACGGCCAACGUUAUUGUUAUUAUUUUAAAUCUUUUACUGCAAAUUGCAAAAUAUGGACUGUAUUGCUUUAAAUGUGCCAUUAAAAUCUGUGCUACUAUUCCUCAG
Messenger RNA from Corythoichthys intestinalis (scribbled pipefish), 4536 nucleotides. RefSeq names its product protein O-glucosyltransferase 2 (gene poglut2). The transcript is spliced from 10 exons. Gene Ontology annotation, molecular function: glucosyltransferase activity; protein binding. The coding region runs from base 2919 to 4415 and encodes 498 amino acids. The record is from RefSeq and is a predicted model, not a curated record. Gene Ontology annotation, cellular component: endomembrane system. NCBI's taxonomy places the organism in Eukaryota, Metazoa, Chordata, Actinopteri, Syngnathiformes, Syngnathidae.